AUGGGGAGGUCUGCGCGCACGGUCCAUGAUGACAUGUGCGGUAGCCUCGCUUCCGUAGCAGAAUUGCACCAGUCGUCUCUCCAACCCGACCACUCUUAUUCCCAACCCGACCACUCAUCUUUUCAACCCGACUACCCGUCUUUCCAACUUGACUAUCCGUCUUUCCAACUUGACUAUCCGUCUUUCCAACUCGACUACUCGGCUUUCCAACUUGACUACUCGACUUUCCAACUCGACUACCCGUCUUUCCAACUCGACUACUCGUCUUCUCAACCUGAUCUGGUGCGCCUGCGGCUUUCCUAA
Messenger RNA from Heterobasidion irregulare TC 32-1, 303 nucleotides. RefSeq lists its product as uncharacterized. Bases 1 to 303 code for a protein of 100 amino acids. The record is from RefSeq and is a predicted model, not a curated record. NCBI's taxonomy places the organism in Eukaryota, Fungi, Basidiomycota, Agaricomycetes, Russulales, Bondarzewiaceae. The transcript is spliced from 2 exons.